GUGUAUUCCGACGCGUGGACUGGUCGUGGAUAUCACCAAUCUUGCCUUUGAAAGGAACGAACAUAGAAACGCUAGACUCUCCUCUAGAAGCCUCUCCACAAUUCUUUUAGACUUGUUACAUACUUCGCUACUUUAGUUAGGACAUGAAUUUUAUGGGUACUUAUUUCUUAUAGUUACUAAGAGCUACUUUCUUAUGAUUUCAUUUCCCCUAUGGGAGUAGUAGCAUACCGAGCUCACCACAAUAGGCGCAAAUAGUCUCACUUUAAGAGCAGUGCCCAGCGGGGAACGAAGUUCCGGCUGGGUCUAGGUUCGUGCUCGGGUUGUAGGUGGACCGCGCGACCCGCGGGGAGGUUACGCGAGGGCGUCAGCAUCAGCUGCCCAGUUGGGGCGAGUUGUCUCGCGGCUGGUCGCCAGGAACUAGGCAGGGAUAUGCCUAGCGGAUCGCUAGCGUAUGGGCCCUGCUUGGGCAGUUUCUAGAAUGUUCUCGCGUAAGAACAACGCAGGGUAGACGUGCACUACCUAGGGGAUAAAUGUAGCUGGACAGAAAACGGCAGAGGGUCUCGUCGGUGGAGUCGAGAGACUGAGCGCUGUUCUUACUACAAGUUUAGCGGCGUGGUCACUCUGGUGGUGAGCAAUUCAGGGGGUUGCCAUGGAGUGAGGGCAGUGGAGCCGGGUGGGCUUGUCUGUGUCUUUACUCGGCUAGGUGCCUGGACCUGGGUGCGGAGGUACUCAGGGUAGGGGGACAGGAGGCCAGGAGCGUCGGCACUUGAUAAGCAUGGCGCUGGUUGUGCAAGGGGGUGGCACAGUGGCGCCACCGCGCCGGACAGCACACUUACGAGGAGGGUGCUGACGCUUUAUCGCGUAGGAGGGGCGACGAAGACCUGGCCCGAGGUGUCCAACGGGUCCCUUUCCGUGUUCGGCUGGGUUGUGAGGAAUAAGAAGGCACUCCUCUGCUCAUUGCCGAAACUUGUGAAAGUGGUCCCCGUCUUGACUGAGAGUCAGCAGGUUGGUGUUGCUGCUACUGUGUAGGAACUUCGGGCAGAUCUGACCUUGGCGGCGGAGCUGUGUUCAACUCCUGCUGCCACAGCGACCAACGCGCGGGCCGCGAGCGUCUAGACUGAGGCCAGUCGCAGGCCGGCUAGUUUUUUCAGUGAGGCUAUUAUGCCAGCGCGAGUUUGGCUAAGUAUGCACAAUUUAACACCCCGCUGCUUCUGGCCCACAUUCAUCACACACGCGUGGCCACACAUGACAGACAUAGAAGCUACGCAUGUUCUGUUUACUCUACUCCAAAAAUUCUCAAAGUUCAAACGUUUUCUAAUAAAUUCUGCAAACUAAAACUCUUUUCAAUUUACCACGCAAGAAAAACCACGUACUGUUACAAACAUCCUAC
Molecule: messenger RNA, 1390 nt
Organism: Amoebophrya sp. A25
Lineage: Eukaryota; Dinophyceae; Syndiniales; Amoebophryaceae
Source: the annotation of a GenBank genome assembly